Leptidea sinapis is the source of this 1436-nucleotide messenger RNA. Its product is annotated as protein PRRC1-like. Gene Ontology annotation, molecular function: protein kinase A regulatory subunit binding. The transcript is spliced from 9 exons. The record is from RefSeq and is a predicted model, not a curated record. Bases 174 to 1271 code for a protein of 365 amino acids. Gene Ontology annotation, cellular component: cytoplasm. Lineage: Eukaryota; Metazoa; Arthropoda; Insecta; Lepidoptera; Pieridae. Gene Ontology annotation, biological process: activation of protein kinase A activity.
UUGAUGAAAUUGGCAGAAAACGGGUUUACAGAAUUGCAGUGUUGUCGUCAAAUUUUCAAAUAAAAAACAAUAACAAUACAUUGAUAGCUGGUACAAAUAAAAGUACUUACAAAAUACUAAAAAUCCAGAAACUCAACUUGUUUUUGUAUUUCUGUCACAAUAAUUGAACUAUUAUGAACAUAUCGGAGAGAAAAAAGAUACCAGCAGCUCCAUCGCUGGCAGCCACGGGCAAUCUGUUAUCAAGUGUAGCGCCUCCAUCUGAACUGCCUAACUUUAUAACGAGCAGCAUUGCCCCUGUGGCAGAGCAUCAGACUGAACCGACUGAAAUUGCACAAAAUGUUAGUGAAUUAACUAAAAGCCAAGAUGUGACACCCAUACCAAUGGAUGUAUCUCCACAAACUCCAGAUACAUUUAGUCCUGUAAUACCUCUUGCUAAAGGACAGCCAACACUCUCAGUGAGGUCUCCUGAAGAAUCUGACACAAUACAGUCUCCAGAACCAUCUCAUGACUACACACCAGAUGUGGACAGAAUUGGUGAUAUAAUGCCAGGUAGCGGACUUAUGACCUGGGUAAAGGGUGCCAUGUCUGGUGGAGGACUAUUACAGAAGGUAGCCGAGAAAGCAAAAAGCUCAGUCGAUUCCAUGAUUACUACUUUGGACCCACAAAUGAAGGAAUAUUUGAGGAGUGGUGGAGAUUUUCACGUAGUGGUAGCUUCAGAUAAGGAUGUAAAAGUAUCACCAGUUAGAGAAGCUUUUCAGACUGUCUUUGGAAAAGCUACAGUUGUUGGUGAGGCAGCCCAGAGUGACGUCACAGCAACACAACCCGUGGGAUACGCGUCGGCAUACGCUGCGGCCAAACAGCGGAUAGCGCACAUACGCUCUUCCAGCGCUAGUGUCAAUAACAACGUGCCCGUUGUGGCCAUCGAGAGUUUUCUACAUGAAGCUAUUGCUGACAGAUGGUACGAGGUGUCUUUGAUAGUGCUGACACAGCCGUCGCUGGAUAUAGAGCUGCACGUACAGUCGCAGGGUACGCCGGUCCCCGCGGCAGCCGCACUCGCGGCGCGAGACUCCACGCCGGCGGACUACGAGCACGCGCAGACCGGAUACAGCACGACCAUCGGACGCAUCAUGGCUGACAACCUGCAGGUGGCCCACACAGAAUGGCAGCAGGCGUCAACAGGCGUGUCUCGCAGGGAAGCCUUACUGCUUGCGGCGAGGUCGCUCGCCGGCUCCUACAGGAAUAUACUGGCCAUAUCUGCAGCACAGCCCUGAAUCCUCGAUGGCUUAGCAUUGGAAAUACUUUUUGUGUACUGCCCUCAAAUGAAAUGUGUCUAUCGUAUGAGCUCGAAAAUAUAUAAUUGAAAAAAAAAAUCAAAUUGAGUAUAUAUUGUUUAAAAAAAAUUAUUUACAUGUAUAUAAUAAAUAAGCUAAAAUUAA